AGGAAGACAGCCCAAAGUGAGGUGGGGAUAGGAAAUCAUUUAGUUGGUUCGCUACUGGCUGGAGCUAAAUAGCGAGGUGGCGAGAUUACAAAUCAACAACAUAUAUAUUAGUCAUUCUGAUACAUACAACGAUGACCCGCUAACCCCAAGAAUGGACAUAAGUUAAUUAUGACGGGGGAGAAAAAGAAGAAAAAGCGGCUGAACCGCAGCAUUCUUCUUGCAAAGAAAAUUAUAAUAAAAGAUGGAGGCAGCCCCCAGGGAAUUGGUGAGCCCAGUGUUUACCAUGCCGUGGUCGUCAUCUUUCUGGAGUUCUUCGCCUGGGGUCUCCUCACCACCCCAAUGCUCACGGUAUUGCGCCAGACAUUCCCCCAGCACACAUUCCUGAUGAAUGGGCUGAUUCAUGGAGUCAAGGGACUGUUAUCGUUUCUCAGCGCUCCUCUGAUCGGGGCGCUGUCGGACGUGUGGGGCCGAAAGUCCUUCCUGCUGCUCACCGUCUUCUUCACGUGCGCCCCCAUCCCGCUCAUGAAGAUCAGCCCAUGGUGGUAUUUUGCGGUGAUCUCCAUGUCAGGCGUCUUCGCCGUCACUUUCUCCGUCAUCUUUGCGUACGUGGCCGACAUCACGCAGGAGCACGAGAGGAGCACGGCUUACGGUUUGGUGUCUGCCACCUUUGCAGCCAGCCUCGUGACCAGCCCUGCCAUCGGGGCCUACCUGUCCGUGACCUACGGCGACACCCUGGUUGUGAUCCUGGCCACGGCCAUCGCCCUGCUGGACAUCUGCUUCAUCUUGGUGGCCGUGCCAGAGUCUCUCCCUGAGAAGAUGAGGCCGGCCUCGUGGGGAGCCCCCAUCUCCUGGGAGCAGGCGGACCCUUUCGCUUCUCUGCGUAAGGUGGGCCAGGACUCCACAGUACUGCUCAUCUGCAUCACCGUGUUCCUCUCCUACCUCCCAGAGGCUGGCCAGUACUCCAGCUUCUUCCUCUAUCUCAGACAGGUGAUACGCUUUACCCCUGAGACAGUGGCUGCCUUCAUUGCGGUGGUCGGGAUACUCUCCAUCUUGGCUCAGACGGUGGUCCUGGGGAUGUUAAUGCGCUCCAUAGGGAACAAAAACACUAUCCUGCUGGGCCUGGGCUUCCAAAUCCUCCAGUUGGCCUGGUACGGCUUCGGCUCCCAGCACUGGAUGAUGUGGGCGGCUGGCGCGGUGGCGGCCAUGUCCAGCAUCACCUUCCCCGCCAUCAGCGCCAUCGUGUCCCGCAACGCCGAACCCGACCAACAGGGUGUGGUCCAGGGGAUGAUCACAGGGAUCAGGGGUCUGUGUAACGGUCUGGGCCCGGCGCUGUACGGCUUCGUGUUCUACCUGUUCCACGUGGAGCUGACCGAUGAUGACAUCCCCGGGAAAGACGGCAAGACGAACAUGGCCAACCCCACUGACGAGAGCGCCAUCAUCCCGGGCCCGCCGUUCCUGUUCGGCGCCUGCUCGGUGCUGCUCUCCCUGCUGGUGGCGCUGUUCAUCCCGGAGCAAACGGGGCCCGGCAUGAGACCCGGGGCCUACAAGAAGCACAGCAACGGGGCCCAGAGCCACUCGCACAGCCCGCAGGGCAGCGGCGCAGAGGGCAAGGAGCCCCUUCUGGAGGACAGCAGCGUAUAGCCCCAGCUACCAGGGAGGGGGGGGGCUCAGAGGACGCUCGCACCCGCUCCCCCACUAUCUUCCCUCCCCACCACGCAUGGUUGGAUGCCACCCAUUGUCCUCGUGAAGCCUCCUUUCAUGCCCUCUGGUACACUGUAGAACCAAAGUGCCAGUGGAGGUUCCCGGAGGGCUGGGUGUGUGCAGGUGAAAUCCGUGGCACAAUUCCUGGACCCCGCCCCGCCCACAAAUUUUGUAGUGGCCUGUAUUUAUAGCAAGGUGGCAUGGAGUUAUGUUGGCAGAGAAGAUUGACCUUUUUUUUUGUGUGCGUGUGUGUGCAUUUGUUUAUGUGUGUGUGUGUGUGUGUGUGUUUUUUGUGAGAGAGUAAAGGAUGUUUUGCCGAGCUGGACUCUUUAGUUUCCGUCAGGGUAAAGCAGUGCACGUAACCGACCCAUAUAAGUCCCGUAGUUGAGGUUGUGAUGGGCCGACCAAAAUCCCAGCUGUGAGAUCCUUCUUGUUCUCUGUAUUAUAGCCUCCUGAGAGGAGAACGGUGCCCCUUGUGUCCAAUAAGAGUAUAACAGUUAGUUGAGCACUUGUUCUCUCUUGGCCAUUCAAAUGCUAACUGGUGUAGUGGUGCCUUUCAGUUGGGACUACAGCCACUUUUGAACUGUGAGCGGAGGAAAACUUCAAAGUUCAUACAGCAGGGGGCGUCUGAGGACGGACGAGUCUCCGUAUUAGAGCAAGAAGACGCCACCUUAUCUACAACGGGUUGAAUCGGCCAGUGCAGGAGGCAAAAUGCUUCGGUUUCUCUCCCUCCCAUCCCCAUUGAUUUUAGGCUUUUAGUCAACUGAGAAAUGUCCUCCUUACGGUCUAAUGAAGCUCUCCUCCACACAGAAGCAGUGUCCGUCUAGAUCAGCAGUACAGUUAGGGUUGUAUAUUUUUCCUCGCAUUUUUUUUUUUUAGGGGUUGGUUAUGCUCAAAGUUUUUAUUACAGAAAACAAUUGUUGCCGUGAAGCACCUUGAGAUAUAUAAAAUAUAAGUUAGGCAACCUGUAUGAAGACCAAGGUCUGAAUGGGCUCUUGUGAUCUAUCGCUCCCAUCGAAGCCCCGACAUGCAUUUCCAUUUCCUCUUAUUGGCUCCAACUUACAGUAACGUUAUUUUAUUCUGAGGUUAGGUUAGGUUAUGGCAGAGUUAAAGGUUUUUUUUCUUUUUGUUUUGCUUAUGCUUCUGCAAACCUAUAGUGUCUUUCGGAAAAAAUAUCAUUUUGGCUCAAUCAAAUAUCAUUUCUGCUCCUGCAGUUGGAAAAGAACUGAUUUUAUACGGGAAAAACAUGUACUGUUAAGUGGUUUAAAGGAAAACCAUGUGUUGUCCACCCCUGUGUUAACGGUUGCUCAAAGACUACAUUUCUUGCAGCGUUUUGGCUCCAUCAAACAGAAAAUGUGCUGUUGUACAACUGGUGUUUUAUUUUAUACAUUAUUUGGAAUGACUGGUUUUAUAAAUGACUCAAGUGCAUUGAAAUAACCAAAUCAUAAUCUGAUCUGGACUAGUUAAAAGUGAGUGUGAAGCAUAAUUUUGUGCCAAUUUUGUUUUUCUGCUAUGGUUUUUGCAUCGUGUGUGUGUAUGUGUAUCAGUGUAUAUGAAUGUUAUUUUUAUUUUAUUUUUUUUGUUGUCUUAACUAUGGCUGAAUAUGUAUGUUUGAAUGCUAUUUCUCAUAGCCUUUUAAAACUUGAUCCAAUAUUUUUUUUGGAAUUGUCUAAAAAAUUAAGAAUUAUCAAGUGUCCAUUUUGGUUUUUGUCUUCGUCCUAAAGUCUCAAAUUAAAACCUUAACAUUUAAACAUCGAAGUUAACUACAGCUUUGAUAUACUUUUUUUGUUUGGUUCUAGAAUAUAAUAAGCAGAGGAAGUAAAAAUCAUUGAAUGUUCCAAGAAAAGCAUUACAUGUUAAUAUACAGACUUAACACGCAAUACCCCAACCCAAAAUCCUACGAUGGCUGCCAUAGUUUUAUUAUUUCACAGCAGGCCUGCAUAGACUAUUAUUCUGGCAUUAUUGUCUCAUCUCCCUUGUCUUUUAAUUUUUAACCCUUUAUUUUUUUUUAACAUAUUUUUGGACCAACACAUGCAAAGUGUUCCCCUGCGUUUGGACCUUGCAUAAAUUGAUAUGGUUCUGCACCAGCCACAUGUGCACACAUGCAACUCCUAGACGACUGUAAAUGUACACAAAUCACCUGUACAUACAGCUAAUGUAUAUAUCUAUUGCUCAAGGAGAUGGCCAUUAUUUGUAUGGUGCAUACAUAUAGAUUCCUAGAUCUACCUAGCUAGCCACUCCUUUUUUAGUACAUCGUGGUUUGUGGCCUGAGCCCCCUCUUUGUGUGCCUAAAAUUAGCCAAGAAACGAAAAUGGCAACAUGAGUAAAUGGUGGAUAUUCUGUAAAUAUGGGAAACUAAUGACAAACUAUUUAUUAAAGGUUUAUUGUACAUUGA
This is a messenger RNA of Gadus macrocephalus (Pacific cod), 4096 nucleotides long. RefSeq names its product major facilitator superfamily domain containing 14A2 (gene slc71a1-2). Gene Ontology annotation, molecular function: transmembrane transporter activity. Gene Ontology annotation, biological process: transmembrane transport. Lineage: Eukaryota; Metazoa; Chordata; Actinopteri; Gadiformes; Gadidae. Gene Ontology annotation, cellular component: membrane. The record is from RefSeq and is a predicted model, not a curated record. The coding region runs from base 169 to 1641 and encodes 490 amino acids. The transcript has 12 exons.